AUGGCAACGGUGGAAUGGGUGGAGCUGUACGAGGAGACGGUAGUACGGAAGGUAAACACGCGACAAUCUGAUCACAGUGCUAUUUAUGUCGACAAUGAGCUAAGUCCUAUAAGGGCGGCCAAGCGGUCUUUUAAGUUCGAAUCUGCAUGGCUCCUUGAGGAGGGUUGCUCGAAGUUAGUAGACGAUGCAUGGCGCCAAUCGGCAGGUUUGGCGUUCCAGGACCGUAUAGCUCUGUGUGGGAAGCGGCUAUCCAGGUGGGGUGGUGAACACUUCAGACACUUUGGGAAUCGAAUCAGCGAGUUGCGCCACCGGUUAGACAAGUUACAGGAGGAUCGUGCACCCCAAGCAAUUGAGGAAUUUCUGGCUGUCGAGGGGGAGCUAGAAGUUCUGACACAUCAGGAAGAGAUUUUCUGGAAGCAACGCUCUAAGCAGCUUUGGCUCCAAUGGUGA
Ipomoea nil (Japanese morning glory) is the source of this 450-nucleotide messenger RNA. RefSeq lists its product as uncharacterized. NCBI's taxonomy places the organism in Eukaryota, Viridiplantae, Streptophyta, Magnoliopsida, Solanales, Convolvulaceae. The transcript has a single exon. The coding region runs from base 1 to 450 and encodes 149 amino acids. The record is from RefSeq and is a predicted model, not a curated record.